AGGUGUCGUAGUAGUUCUCAUUAUUUCAGAUGAUGAUGAUGAUGACGACACCUCACUGAUUCCCAAGGAAAGCCCCCACCGAUCACUUCAGCCUGUUAGGAAACCCUAAAUUUACAGCAAGACAAAACUCCGAAGACACUCUUCCAACCAAAACCGAAGCCCCAAAUCACAAGGCCAAAAACCUAUAGAUUUGGUUGAAGAUCGCAAAUUUUUGAAAGGGGUUAUGGAUAGGGAGGAGAAGAAGAAGCAGCAACGUUGUUCGUCGGAGGAUGGGAGCUGUGAGAGCAGCGACUACACGUCGGAGGACGAAGGCACGGAGGACUACAGGCGUGGAGGGUACCACGCGGUGCGAGUCGGCGAUACGUUCAAGAGCGGUCGGUAUGUCGUCCAGAGCAAGCUUGGCUGGGGCCACUUCUCCACCGUCUGGCUCGCUUGGGACACCCGCUUCUCGCGAUAUGUAGCUCUGAAAGUGCAAAAGAGUGCCCAACAUUACACUGAGGCGGCCAUGGAUGAGAUAACCAUCCUGCAACAGAUUGCUGAGGGUGACCCAGAUGAUAAAAAGUGUGUAGUGAAGCUUUUGGAUCAUUUCAAGCAUUCGGGUCCCAAUGGGCAGCAUGUUUGUAUGGUUUUCGAGUACUUGGGAGAUAAUCUCUUGACACUUAUCAAAUAUACUGAGUACCGGGGUUUGCCCAUUCAUAGGGUGAAGGAGAUCUGUUUUCAUAUUUUGGCGGGAUUGGAUUACUUGCAUAGACAGCUCUCUAUUAUACACACUGAUUUGAAACCAGAAAAUAUAUUGCUAAUGUCAAUGAUAGACCCUUCUAAGGAUCCCAGAAAGUCAGGUGCUUCACUAAUUCUUCCAAAUAGUAAGGAUAAGUCUGCAUUGGAGUCCGGGGCUGGGAAGGACAUCAAGACAUUAAAUGGGGAUUUGACUAGGAACCAGAAAAAAAAGAUUCGAAGAAAGGCUAAGCGAGCGGCUCAGGGUUGUGUGGAGAAGGAAGUUUCUGCGGAAGCUGAUGCAGAUCCAGAUUCAUCUAGUGCUGUGGAGUCUUCUCCUAGUGCGAAGUUGAAUGUGGGUUCUGUAGAAGACCAGUCUACUAGUUCUGUUAGUACAAAUAGAUUGUCAGAUGCUGAUGGAACAAAGGGCACUGGGCUAGGAAACCAGGCUAGUAAGAGAGGAAACCGCUCCAAUAGGCAGAAUCUGUUGGCAUCAAUUGAGCUCAUGUGCAAGUUGGUUGAUUUUGGAAAUGCAUGUUGGACGUACAAACAGUUCACGAAUGACAUUCAGACAAGACAGUAUAGGUGUCCAGAGGUGAUCCUUGGAUCUAAAUAUUCUACUUCGGCCGAUCUUUGGUCCUUUGCUUGCAUUUGUUUCGAACUUGCAACUGGUGAUGUACUCUUUGAUCCUCAUAGUGGUGACAACUUUGAUAGGGAUGAGGACCACUUAGCAUUAAUGAUGGAGCUUCUUGGAAUGAUGCCACGCAAGAUUGCCUUAGGUGGCCGCUAUUCCCGGGAUUUCUUCAAUAGAUAUGGUGAUUUGAGGCACAUCCGUCGGUUGCGUUUCUGGCCGCUGAACAAGGUUCUCGAAGAGAAGUACGAUUUCAGUGAGCAAGAUGCAAAUGACAUGACUGAUUUCCUGAUUUCAAUUCUUGAUUUUUUCCCCGAGAAACGGCCCACUGCAGCUCAGUGCCUUCUUCAUCCAUGGAUCAAUGCAGGACCUCGCCUUUUGGAGCCAUCUAUGCCUUCUGAUGAAAACCAUGAAGCGGAAAGUGUCAGUUCUGAGAAAAAGAAGAGGGAGAAGGAUGAAAGGGAAGCUAUGGAGGUUGGCAUGGGGAACAUUGCCAUAAACUCAGAUUCUAAACAAGUCAAAGAUAAACCUUCCAAGGUAGCCUCAAGCAGUUCAUCUAGGUAGGACCCUGGCACAUGUUUCUUAUUAAAUCUGCCUUGUCAUCAUCUUCCGCAUAAUUUUGUUAGAUAGCCGCUGGCAUUCAUGAGAGACACGAUUGCUUGCUUCCCUUGCUUUGGUUUUAAGUAUUUGUUUUGUGAAUGGGCGUGGGGUGGAUAGCAUUUGGUUCUGAUAUCUCUUUAAGAGUUAAGAAGCUUGAGCGAAGCAAUAGCUGAAACGAGAAGUAGAUUCUCUGAUUCUGAGAAAAUGCUCUUUCCACCACAAUUAGUCGCAUACAACGGGACAUGUGGCAUUUGUUACGACUGACUUGUUCAUGAACAUUGUUUAGUUGAACAAUUUCAAUUUGACCCAUUUACUGGAUCCAGAUUCUAUUCAAAGUAUUGAUACAUUACCAAAUCUUUUAUAGAUUUUCCUUGGCA
Molecule: messenger RNA, 2322 nt
Organism: Alnus glutinosa
Lineage: Eukaryota; Viridiplantae; Streptophyta; Magnoliopsida; Fagales; Betulaceae
Exons: 5
Coding region: 224-1909 (561 amino acids)
Biological process (GO): protein phosphorylation; spliceosomal complex assembly; regulation of mRNA processing
Molecular function (GO): ATP binding; protein kinase activity
Source: RefSeq, a predicted model, not a curated record